This is a messenger RNA of Sorghum bicolor (sorghum), 345 nucleotides long. RefSeq lists its product as uncharacterized. Lineage: Eukaryota; Viridiplantae; Streptophyta; Magnoliopsida; Poales; Poaceae. The transcript has 3 exons. The record is from RefSeq and is a predicted model, not a curated record. Bases 1 to 345 code for a protein of 114 amino acids.
AUGAUCCGGCUGGCGAAGUCGGCGAUGCUCGACCUACGGGCGGGGAGAAGUGCGGCGGCGGCGGAAGGGACCAUUGAUGGAACACAUGUCUUGGCUAGAGUUCCUAAGAGACAUAGAGCAGCUUUCAUGGGCAGGAAGCAUACUACCACCCAAAAUGUCAUGGAUGUAGUUGAUUUGGACCUAAGGUUUUCUUAUGUGUUAGAUGGCUGGGAAGGAUCAGCUCAUGAUGUUAGAAUCCUAGCUCAUGCAUUGGAGAAGGAUGAUGGUCUUAAGGUACCAAUAGGCAAGUUCUACCUAGUAGAUGUUGGUUAUGUAGUCAGGUCUGGGUUCCUGCCUCUCUACUAA